Messenger RNA from Notodromas monacha, 1338 nucleotides. The record is from the annotation of a GenBank genome assembly. Lineage: Eukaryota; Metazoa; Arthropoda; Ostracoda; Podocopida; Cyprididae.
AUGACGGCUGCAUUUUGGACGCAUUCUAGACGGACUUCUGCACGCCAAAAAUAUCACAGCGUCAAUGUUUUGUGCUCACUUCAUCGCUUCCAUCCGAGCUUUGAUGGCAAAAGGGUCAUUGUUGUCUCCGUAGGGUUCCAGCGGAGGCUGAUUCGCCUCGCUGACGAAAUUGUCGCAGCCAUACGGGUCUCCGAGAGAGGAGCUGUACCUGGACUCCGUCGCUGGUUUGCCAUGACUACCCAUUUUUUGGCAGUUGCGAAAAUGCCGGUCACGAAUCUGGAUCAUAUGAGAAAAAUCGUUAAAAUGACAAAUGAAAAUACUCGGCUAGGCGUGACCGAAAAUAACGAUAUUUCGUUGCUACCAGUUGACGGCGAUUCGGCGAAUAACGCGGAAAUUGAGCAAAAUGCUCUUCCGUCAGGUGAUGAUCAAGCAGUGAGGUCACUGAAAAAAAAACUUUUGCUUGCGUCGAUCCCGUUCUUCGUCAGCUUGGGAGUUCUCUUCUGGAAAAUCUACCAAUUGAUCACGAGUGUACAAGAUUACAAUGCUUCCCCGACUGUUUCACCUGAAAUCAUCAGACACAUCAUGCAAACGCACAACGCAACACGAGUUUUCGUUAUUUCGAGAGACCAAAACUACACUGUUGAUAGUGACAUGUGCGGAGGGUUUUGCAAAAUAUUCGUUUUGCUCUUCAUCUCUGCGGGAAUGAUUGGCAUCGUUUUAUGCGUCUUUUGGCUACUCCUGCUCUCGGUUGACGAAUGGGUACACAGAAAAUCGAACGUGCACAACGAUACCGUCAUGUCCUUGGCGGAAAAUUCCACAGUGUUGGCAAUAGGACACCAGCAGCUGGUGGUUGUGACGGAAAGGGAACUGAUGGGACUGGAGAAGAUGGUUAACUGUAAGUUGAUCACCAGUUUACUACCGCCUGUCCCUGAAUAUAGCAUGGUCGCAAAUACUUCGGAGUGCAUCCCAAGUCGGAAACACUCCCUUCCGCUCAGCGACGAGCUCACCCCACCACGACGUCAUUCCGGUCGCGACGUCAAGCCGCGCGGACUGACAGAACUUUUGAAUCAUCCCUCGAAGGCGGUUCGAAUGCCGCCGGCAAACGGCUGGGUUCCCAGUGUUGCAACGGUUGGGGCAGGGGCGUGGAAUUUCCUGGCUUUGUGUUUCCUUCAUGUGGCGGCCCUUGAGUGUGAGGGAAGAUUCUCCCUUGCUUGUGGACUCGCUCUAUCAACAGAGGGUCACCUCUCGUGUACAAGUGCCGUGUAUUGUAUCUUCGCGAGUGAUAUCCUCAAAGUGUCGACGUUUUUUCCCACGACGCCGCAGCUGGCGAAUCGCUGA